This is a messenger RNA of Galdieria sulphuraria, 632 nucleotides long. RefSeq lists its product as uncharacterized. The record is from RefSeq and is a predicted model, not a curated record. The transcript has 2 exons. NCBI's taxonomy places the organism in Eukaryota, Rhodophyta, Bangiophyceae, Galdieriales, Galdieriaceae. The coding region runs from base 43 to 564 and encodes 173 amino acids. Gene Ontology annotation, cellular component: mitochondrion.
UUAUUGGAUUUUAAUUGAUUAUUAUUGGUGGUGGGUCAUAAUAUGGCAAUAGGCUUGUUGCGUUCUACUUUGCGUGGAUGGUUAUUUCCAAAGUGGUCAUCCCUUCCCCAUCUACGCAGACACUUGCAAAACGAAGCAUACAAAGUAUCCUUCGAUACCUACAAGUUGGUCCAAGUCUUGGAAUCCAGUGGAUUUCCUCGAAAGCAAGCCCAAGUGUUAUCCGAUAUUCUCGUCGGUGUUACUCACGAAAGUAUGAGGAACGGUAUCGACUCCCUUGCGUCGAAGAAUGACUUUGCCACACUCCGAUCGGAACUGCAAAUCCUGGAAAAAGCCGAUUUCCAAGUGCUCAAGUCGGAUCUUCAACUGUUGGAGAUGAAGUUACAAACUUCCGUUGCACAUAUUCAUACAGAAAUGGAGCGCAUAGAGAACAGAGUUAUCAAGUGGGUGAUUGGUGCAACUGGAACGGUUUGUGCUUUGGUAAUGGGUUUCUUGCGGUUGGGGAUUGGAGGUUCCAGUAUGCCUCCACCUGUUGCUAUGGAAAAGGAACCUACGAGUGAAAAGUGAUGUUGAGCUAUCCACUCAUUAUGUCUAAAAUAACGUGAUUGGAGUAAGAUGCCAUCGUCUUCUCACAA